Molecule: messenger RNA, 1812 nt
Organism: Fusarium keratoplasticum
Lineage: Eukaryota; Fungi; Ascomycota; Sordariomycetes; Hypocreales; Nectriaceae
Product: MFS domain-containing protein
Exons: 4
Coding region: 1-1812 (603 amino acids)
Biological process (GO): transmembrane transport
Molecular function (GO): transmembrane transporter activity
Source: RefSeq, a predicted model, not a curated record
AUGCCAACCCAUUUUUCAAAUGACCCCCCACAGGUCAUCAAUCAAGAUGACCUGCACAUUGCCAACUCACGUCUAGAAGGAUCAACAGACCACAGCCCUUCCAGCGGUGAUGAGCGCACCGUCCACAACGCCAGCGGCGGCGGCCUCGAGAAGAUGGGCACCUACGACAAGUACGAGAUCACAGAGGAUGACUGCUACGAAGAGCUGGGCUACUCAUUCCCCAAGUGGAAGAAGUGGUACAUCCUCACCGUCAUCUUUUGGGUUCAGGUCUCGAUGAACUUCAACACUUCGCUGUACUCCAAUGCCAUUCCUGGUAUUUCGGAGGAGUUUGGCGUGAGUGCACAAGGAGCCCGGUGCGGAGCCAUGAUCUUUCUCGUCCUCUACGCCUUUGGCUGUGAGCUCUGGGCUCCUUGGUCGGAAGAGUUUGGUCGUUGGCCAAUCAUGCAGGCAUCACUGUUUCUCGUCAACAUCUGGCAGCUGCCCGUUGCCCUUGCGCCCAACUUUGCUUCCAUCAUGGUUGGUCGGGCGCUUGGCGGCUUGUCGUCUGCUGGUGGGUCUGUGACGCUGGGUAUGAUUGCCGAUAUGUGGGAGGCGGAUAAUCAGCAGUAUGCUGUUGCGUAUGUGGUGUUUUCUUCGGUUGGUGGAUCAGUGCUUGGUCCCAUCGUUGGUGGUUUCACGGAGCAGUUUCUCGACUGGAGGUGGUCCAUCUGGAUCCAGCUCAUCCUGGGAGGCUUCAUCCAAAUCGUCCACUUCUUCACCGUCCCCGAGACCCGAAGCACCAUCCUCAUGAACCGCAUCGCCAAGAAGCGCAGAAAGGAGACCAACGCCAACAUCUGGGGUCCCGACGAGCUCGUCCCCUUCCGAGACCGUUUCUCAGCCAAGGAGAUUCUCAUCACCUGGACCCGCCCCUUCAAGAUGUUCCUCACCGAGCCUAUCGUGCUGGUCCUUUCUCUGCUCUCCGGCUUCUCUGAUGCCCUCAUCUUUAUGUUUAUCCAGUCUUUUGCUCUGGUUUAUGCGCAGUGGGACUUCUCGACCAUUGCGGUCGGUCUUUCGUUUAUUCCCAUUGGCAUUGGAUACCUGAUUGCUUGGCUUGCUUUUAUCCCUGCCAUCUGGAAGAAUGUCAAGGAGCGAAAGGAGAAGCCGCAUGAUGAGAGGGCUCAAUACGAGUCUCGUCUGUGGUUCUUACUUUACACUGCUCCCUGCCUGCCAAUUGGCCUGAUUGGGUUUGCUUGGACAAUCCAGGGUCCUCCUAUCCAUUGGAUUGGAUCCAUGAUUUUUGCUGCAAUUGUGGGAAUCGCCAACUACUCCAUCUACAUGGCCACCAUCGACUACAUGAUUUGCGCCUAUGGACCCUACUCUGCUUCAGCAACCGGUGGCAACGGCUGGGCUCGAGAUUUCCUCGCUGGUGUCUUGACCGUCCCCGCCACGCCGUUCUUCCAAAACAUUGGAAAGUCAUCCGGAAAGAACCUCGAAUACGCCUCAACGAUUCUAUUUUGUAUCUCUUUCGUGCUUGUAGUUGCCGUGUACGUCAUCUACUGGAAGGGUCCAGCUCUGCGAAAGAGGUCGCCGUUUGCCCAACGGUUGGCGGAUGAGCGACAGGAAGUGCAGGCCGAGGGUCGUCGUGGAAGCAUCGCCUAUGAUACUAGGCGGAGGAGCUCAGCUGCGUCUGCGGAUGUUGAGCGUCCCGUAUACCCCCGUCAGUACAGCAACUCGCAUCGUUUCUUUGGUGAGAGUCGUGUUACUCCUCGCCAUACGCCCCGUGGCACCCCUUCAGCCAGUCGGGCCAACAGUGUCCACAACGUCAGGAGGUAA